GUUAAUGGCUUCUCCUCCACCACAUAAUCUCUCUAUAAAGUUCGUCACUUCCGAUACUCAAAUUUUAUCUCCCACUUUUCCCCAUCUAACAUACACACACACAUUUCCCGAGAAAAUAAAACAAGUUCAAGAAAAUGGAUCCUUGGUCGUGGAUAUGCGAGCUUCCGGAGUCCCACGACUUUUCCGAGUCUGAUACACAUGCAGUGUUUCAGCUUGGAGGGGACUUGACUCGUUCAAUCCAACUUAGGGUUGAAAGAGAUUCUAGCUCUGACCUAGAAUCUUUGUCUCUCACUUUCAAAGUGAUGGCAGAAGGUUUUAGCCACCUUAAAUCAUCAGCCAUAUGGGUCUCUAACACGUGUGUCUUGUCAUCGGAGAAACCAUUCCUCCCUCUAGUUCUCCAGCUUCUUCAAGAACUAAUCUCCUACUCUCCUACCACAGACGAAAGUACGUGCACAAAGUCUGAGCUUCUCAAAAUCAAACCGGGUCCGGUUAACUGGGUCAUGGACUCUCACUCGCCGGAAUCCUUCUCAUCGGUCUUUAAUUUAAUCCUCAUCACCCGCCUUUUCUGGCUAUGUGUCUUCGACGCGCCUAGCGAAGUUGGCUCUUUCUUCUUCCAACACUUACUAGGUUCCCAAGUGGAAUCGCUGACGUGCCAACAUGCCCCUGUGUUGAGAACAUUUCUCGUCUCAGUGGGUGUAGACGCCGAGCUGUGUAUCGUACGUGCUGCAAGUUACGUCAUAUCCAAAUGGAUGAUCUCCAAGGAAGUGGGACUAGGAAAUCUCGGGUUGAAACAGAUCACUAGCCCCUUGCCACAUCAAUCAUUCGGCUUUUCCUAUGCAACAGAAGCCCAUGGACUUUGGAGCUUGAAAGGCUAUUUCCCAAUCUUGUCGAUGAACCUCGCAAAUAACAACAAGAUCAUCAAGUUCCGGAUUGUAGAGCCCAAAGAAGCUGUCCUACGCUACGCUUUGUCACACCAGCACGCCGAAGUUAUCGUGCAGUUUGAAUACUCCGUUACAUUCCACGAGAACUACAUAAAAGUGAACGCACGAGUCGACAACAUACGCAUCCACGUAUCGAACCUAGGGUUCAACAAGAGAAGAGGGAUGGAGAAUCAGAUAGCAGAUUGUUACACCGAGGAAAAAUAUUUCCCGUCGCGGGUACAGGUCUGGGUGGGGCCGGAAAUCGGGUCGAACCACGUGUCCGCGCUAAGCCUAGGAUGGUCGACGAAGAACGAGGAGAGAGAGAUCGAGGUAAUGAGAGUUCUAAAGGGAAAAUUCUGGAAAGGGAAAGGGAAAGUGGCUCCGAGGGUGAAAGCAAGAGCAAGAAUGUCAACCAGGAGGAAGAUUAAGGAUUGGAGAACAGAGCAGGAGAGUGAAGGAAACGCUGCUGUUUUCGAUGCCGUGUUGUAUGACAGAGAGAGCGGCCAAGAAGUGAUGACGGUGAAGCCGAGCCAAGAGGGUUUGAAGAACGUUUUUACGAAGAGCAGAGGGAUGGUUUUUGGAAGGGAUGAGUAUGGAGAUGGGGCUGAAUGGAGAGUUGGGAGAGAGAUGGAAGGAAGUGUAUUGAAAUGGAGAAUGGGUGGAAAAAUUUGGCUAACAUAUUGGCCAAACAAGUUGUGCACUUCAUUUUAUGAGACUAGAUGUGUGGAGUGGUGUGAUGAGGUCGAUUUGCCUUUGGUUCCCACUACCUAAUUAGACGCAAACAACACUAAAUGAGAAAGUCCAGGUAGAACGAUAAAAUAAAACUGGGUCCCAAGUUGUUGUGUGUAUAUGUUUUUUUUUUACACUGGAUAAUUAUGCAUUACAAGCUAUGAGAAAUUAGAGCACCUCCAAUGGUGUUACCCACCAUUGGAGUCCUUAGGAUUAGAUUAAUAUUUUUUAUUUUUAGGGGAAUAGUUAAGGACUCUAAUGAGAAAUGUAUCUCCAA
Eruca vesicaria subsp. sativa (arugula) is the source of this 1926-nucleotide messenger RNA. The record is from the annotation of a GenBank genome assembly. Lineage: Eukaryota; Viridiplantae; Streptophyta; Magnoliopsida; Brassicales; Brassicaceae.